CUUUUAUCUAUUAAAAAAUAAGCAAAAAGUUGAUGAACAAAUCUUGCUUCAAAUGGUUGUCUCACUCCCACGAACCAUAUCUAUACGCACCCGGGUUUUAUUUACAAACCCCAUCUGCUAAACCUCUCUUCACUAUCACGAAUUACAGGAGCUUCUUGUUACUAUUGAGGCUUUGAUAACAUGAUUUCGCCAUAGCUCUGCACAUCCAGAGUUCGUACUUCAUAAUUUUCAGUCUGUUGCAUUAUUUAUUUUUAUGUUAGUUCCUAAAAAAUAAAGUUAAAUGCCUCUCAUACUAUCUUCCUCCUUCAUGCCCCCCUGUUCUUUUGUUGAUACUGUCAAGGAACCCCAUAUUAUAUUCCCACAACCAUCAUUAUCACAUCCACAUCACAAUUCUAUCCACUGUAACAUUCUUCGAAAAUGCUUAUUUCCUAAUAACCACAUAUCCAUGAUUCUAAAACACAAAGCACCCAUGAAACUCAUAGCAAGAGAAUCCUCCAUGAACUCCAGUUAUGAACUCUUCAGUGAUGAAAACAGUAUGGAAGAUGAUUGGAUAGAUCAAGGAGAAGGAGAUGACUCCAUGGAUUCACCUUGGGAAGGGGCGAUUUUGUACCAGAGAAACCCUUCAAUCUCCCACAUUGAGUAUUGCACAACCUUAGAAAGAUUAGGAUUAGGACAUCUGUCUACUGAUGUGUCAAGAUCUCGAGCUUCUUUAAUGGGAUUACGUGUCACAAAGUCAGUGAAGGAUUAUCCACAUGGAACACCUGUCUUGAUAUCCAUGGAUGUUACCAGAAAGAAGCACAACUUAAAGCUUGAUGGGAUCAUACGUACAGUCUUAACUCUUGGAUGCAACAGGUGUGGUGGAUCUGCUGCUGAUUGUGUGUUCUCUAAUUUCUCAAUUGUACUAAGUGAAGAGCCAAUAGAAGAGCCUGAAACAAUUAACAUGGGAGUAAUUUAUGGUCAAAGUAAGGUCAAUGGAACUGAAGAAGAAGAAGAAGAAGAUGAUUUAGCAUCUGUUGACUUAGAUGACUGGUUGUAUUUCCCUCCUGAAGAGAAAGUGAUAGACAUAUCAAAGAAUGUAAGAGACAUGGUGCAUCUGGAAAUAAAGAUCAAUGCCAUAUGUGAUCCGAUGUGUAAAGGUUUGUGUCUAAAAUGUGGUCAAAAUUUGAAUACAAGUAGCUGUAAUUGUAGUCAACAGGAAUCAAAGGCCAAAAGUUAUGGGCCUCUUGGAGGCCUAAAAGAGAAAAUGCAACAAUAGGGAGAGUGGGCAUUAUAUUAUGUGUAUAGAGUCAAAACAGAAGUUUUGUGGAUAAGAAAUUAAGAAGACUGUGUGUGAUACCCUGAAAUUUAAUAUUUUAUUUUGAUUUUGUUUUAACUGUAAACCUUUUAACCUUGUGAAAUCCAGGAUUUCUGUAACUCAGAUGAUCGAAUGGCUAGUUAAUUUCAAUA
Molecule: messenger RNA, 1446 nt
Organism: Lactuca saligna
Lineage: Eukaryota; Viridiplantae; Streptophyta; Magnoliopsida; Asterales; Asteraceae
Source: the annotation of a GenBank genome assembly